Messenger RNA from Linum trigynum, 420 nucleotides. Lineage: Eukaryota; Viridiplantae; Streptophyta; Magnoliopsida; Malpighiales; Linaceae. The record is from the annotation of a GenBank genome assembly.
AUGGAUGACCUAUAUGAAGUCAUUGGGAAUAACAGGAUUGAAGAUGUGAGUUGGAUAUGUUCCCUCUCCGAGCCCGAGCUUGAUCUUCUAAUUGGCUUGAAGAAGCUGGCAAUUCUGCGGGCAAAGGCUAUUGGUCAUGUGGAAUUGGCUGAGAAAUUUGACUUGAAGAUGCUCCGAGCGAUUGGGUUCGUUGUAAUGGAAUAUUUCAGACAAAAGGUCAAAGACUUGCCACCAGUACCGGGCAUGGACGAGACUAGUGCAUGCAUUAGGGAUGGUUGCAGUUUACUAAAAUCCAAGCUUGACAAGUUGAGCAUUGAAGAGUGGAAGUCAUGUCUCGGUAUGAAGAAGGAAAAACACUAUUUUAAAAGACCACGGGAACAGGAAGGGGCAAAAGUGAAGUAUGGAUUGGUAUUAUCUUGA